Messenger RNA from Prorocentrum cordatum, 595 nucleotides. The record is from the annotation of a GenBank genome assembly. NCBI's taxonomy places the organism in Eukaryota, Dinophyceae, Prorocentrales, Prorocentraceae.
GCCCCGCUCCUACCCGCCCCCGAUUCCCCCACCCCUCCACCCCCUCCGUUGCCCCUGGGGCGUGCGGCGAUAUGCCGCUCCCGGAGCCCGUGGCCGCGGUGGCCGUGGAGCGCUCGUGGGGCCCCAUGGGCAGGGCAGCGGUGGCCCAGAUGCAGGGCAUCCGGAGCAGCUACGAGGACUGGACACCCACGUGCUCUCGCAGGAGCUCGGCAUCGUCGGCGUCUACGACGGCCACAACGGGGAGGAGAGGCGGCGGGCUUCGUGGCCGCGCGCCUCCACCGGCACGUGGCGGCCUCGGGCAGGCCGAGCCCGCUGGCGCUGCAGGCUGCGUUCGUCGCCUGAGAUGUGCGGGAAGCUCCCUCAGGGCUCCGACUCGGGCACCACCGCAACUCUCGCGGUCGUGGAAGAAGAUGGUGGGCCCGACCACUUAGAGUGUGGGUGGCAAACUGCGGCGACUCCCGCGCGGUGUUGUGGCAUUGUGACGCGGACACCGUGGAGGAGACGAGCGACCACCGGCCCAGCGACCCGCACGAGCGCGCCCGCAUCGAGUCGGCGGGCGGCUACGUGUUCGACGAGUGGGAGCCGCCGCGGGUAG